ACAGACCCCUCAUAUCACUCAGAGGUCUCCUCUCUUUCACCCAGCACCUUUACCCUCCUUCCUUCCUUUGUGCUCGUCCGUUCAGACUCACUUCUUCACCAAGCCAUGGACGUCUUCUCGCCAUCGCAGGUCUACUUUGACAGAGCGUGCGCUUCGUCUCCAGACAGCCUGGAGUUUGGUCCCACCAUGGAGCUCGCCGGCUCUGAGGAAGACGAGCACGUCCGAGUUCCUGGAGCCCCCCAUCAGCCCGGACAUUGCCUCCAGUGGGCUUGCAAGGCCUGCAAGCGCAAGUCCAGUUUUGUGGACCGCAGGCGGGCCGCCACCAUGCGCGAGCGUCGGCGGCUGAAGAAAGUCAACCAUGCCUUUGAGGCCUUGAGGCGCUGCACCUCGGCCAACCCCAGCCAGCGCCUGCCCAAGGUGGAGAUCCUGCGCAACGCCAUCCAGUACAUCGAGAGCCUGCAGGAUCUUCUGCGAGAACAGGUGGAGAACUUUUACGGCCUACCCGGAGAGAGCAGCUCUGAGCCGGGGAGCCCGCUGUCCAGCUGCUCUGAUGGCAUGGCUGGAGGCAACAGUCCUGUGUGGCAGCAGCUGAAUGCAAACUACACACACAGCUAUUCCUAUGGGAAGAACGAGAGUUUGGAUGACAAACCAAUGGGCACCUCCAGCUUGGAGUGCCUGUCCAGCAUCGUGGACCGCCUGUCCACGGUGGAGUCCAGCUGUGGACCUUCUGCCCUGAGAGACAUGGCCACCUUCUCCCCCGGCAGCUCCGACUCUCAGCCGCGCACACCCGAGAGCCCCGGAACCAGGCCCGUGUACCACGUCCUGUGAAGCAGGGCCCUCGCUCUGAUGUCAUCAGACGCCAGCUGCGCUUGCAACCAAACCACGGGAAGCAGCUUUCAUGCGACGCAACAACCAUCGUUAAAUACUGUACAUGAGACUGUAAAUAUGUAAAAUAAGGCCUGUUUAUUCCCCACAUGCUUUAACGCUCCACUGAACAUAUUUGAUGCAGUGCUGAAUUAUUCAUAAAUGAUUAUAUUUAAACAAAUUUUGACACUCCUUUGUUUUGAUUGUUGGUUAUUUUUAUGUUUUUGUUCAAAAUAGUUGAAAAGUUAAAUUUAUUUCUUGAAUUCAUGCGUUUCUUUUCCAUGAAGUUUCCUUUUUGAGCCAAAUAAAGCCGAAAGAUGGUUCAUCAGUCUAAUCGCUGACAGCAGACACAAUCAUUAGCAUGAUGAUAAAUUGGAGUCUGUUGCAGAUUUCAAAAUAAAAGCGCAGGUUAUUUAUUAUGUCCUCAUCUUGGCUGUAAAGGGAUCACAUCAGAGGUCAGCUGAUAAUAUUUAUCAUUUUGCUGCAAAUUCACGUGGAACUUUGUGAAUUGUAGGUUUUUAGGAUGAAUCAACCAACAAAUGCAAACCUUUAAGUGAUCUUUGAGCUUCUCUGUGUUUUGACGUGUUGCUGUGUGUUUUCCCACUUUUCUCCACCUGUUUGUCCUUUCCUACCAAAUGUGAGUCAUCAUUAACACCUUUGAUUGCACCAUCAACACCCAUGUGGAGAACAGAUGGCCUCUAAUAGUACUUAUUAUCGCGUGGCUGAGGAAGAGGAGGAGGGUGGUGGGGUUGUUACGUGUGUUUUUACGUCUGUGCUGCAAGAAAACUGUGUUUUUUUAUAGUUUAUAAAUCAUUGAGAAUAUGGAAAUAAAAUGUGAUUUUUGUUA
Nothobranchius furzeri (turquoise killifish) is the source of this 1711-nucleotide messenger RNA. RefSeq names its product myogenic factor 5 (gene myf5). Lineage: Eukaryota; Metazoa; Chordata; Actinopteri; Cyprinodontiformes; Nothobranchiidae. Gene Ontology annotation, molecular function: protein dimerization activity; RNA polymerase II cis-regulatory region sequence-specific DNA binding; DNA-binding transcription factor activity, RNA polymerase II-specific. Gene Ontology annotation, biological process: regulation of transcription by RNA polymerase II; positive regulation of skeletal muscle fiber development; muscle organ development. The record is from RefSeq and is a predicted model, not a curated record.